This is a messenger RNA of Arabis nemorensis, 2181 nucleotides long. NCBI's taxonomy places the organism in Eukaryota, Viridiplantae, Streptophyta, Magnoliopsida, Brassicales, Brassicaceae. The record is from the annotation of a GenBank genome assembly.
AUGGCGGAUUUUACCAGCAUGUUGAUGAAUCCAUGGGUUCUUCAUCUCCAGAAGCUCGGGUUGGAGCUCAAGUGCCCACUAUGUUUGAAAUUGCUUAAUCGACCGGUGUUGCUUCCUUGUGACCACGUCUUCUGCGAUUCAUGUAUACAUAAAUCAUCGCAAGUUGAAUCAGCCUGUCUUGUCUGCAAUUCUAAACAUCCCAAAAAAUCUCAGAGAAAUCUUCAUUUCAUGGAGAGUGUUAUAAGCAUAUACAAAAGCUUGAAUGCAGCUGUUAGUGUUCAUCGUCCACARUUACAGAUUCGGAAUGAUUGCAACUACAAGAASSAYWCACUGAACAAUCCAAACAGCCAAAAAGACAGUGGAUCUGAAGAUUCUGAGAUUCUUCACAAGGAUGUGAUCAAGCGAAGUGGUAGUGAUUCCUCUAGUCGUGAUGGUUCUCCUCUUCCAACCUCAGAAGAAAGCAAUCCAAGACCUAAGCAGCUGAUCCCAUCAUAUGAGUUUGAAUCAGAGAAUGACCCUAGCAAUCGCACACCGGAAAGUCAUACAGGAAAAGCUUCAAAAAGUCUGAGUAACAUCACUGCUUCUGAGCAGAAGGUUGUGAGGAAGCGGAUUUGUGGUGAUGCUUCUAGUCAUGAUGGUUCUCCAGUUCCAAACUCGCAAGAAACCAAUCCAAAUCCUAAGACUCAGGAUCAGACUGUGCAGCUGUUGAUGGAGAGCCUCCGGUCAUAUGAUUUUCAGCCUGAAUCAGACAAUGAUCCCACUGAUCAUGUAAAAGCGCAUAAACACCAGGUGCAUUGUUGUCUUGUACCCGAACAAGCUGCAAAAAGGAAGUGUGACAUCACCUCUUCUGAAGCAAUGGAGAAUUAUCAGAAAGUCCCCAAGAGGCAUAAGAACCUAAUGCAAAAAGCUGCUGAUAUCGACUUUAACGACAAAUACAGUGCAAACUCUGAUGAUCAGCUAAAUGGAAAAACCUCUAAGGGAUCAGAUUUGAUCACACCUGUAAUUUCAGAUCAACCAUCAUCAAACAUAACCAUAUGUGGAUUCUGCCARUCUGCUAGAGUAUCUGAGGCCACUGGUGAAAUGCUGCAUUACUCCAGUGUUUGGCCGGUGGUUGGAGACGACAUCUUCCGCUCCAAUGUUAUCCAUGUUCAUAGCGCAUGUAUUGAAUGGGCWCCACAAGUUUACUAUGAAGCUGACACAGUGAAGAACCUGAAAGCAGAACUAGCAAGGGGAAUGAAAAUCAAGUGCACUAAAUGUGAUCKGAAAGGAGCUGCMUUAGGCUGCUAUGUCAGGUCUUGCCGCAGGAGCUAUCAUGUUCCAUGUGCACGGGAGAUUUCYAGAUGCCGUUGGGAUCAUGAAGACUUUCUUCUGCUUUGUCCUGCUCAUUCUUCAGUCAAAUUCCCUAACGAGAAGUCUGCACCUCGUCUACCUAAAACCAAGCCCCUACAGAAAACAAAUCCUGAUGAGCUUUGUUCUCUAGAAACAAAACCGGCUAUUACAAAAGACCUUGUUUUCUGUGGAUCAGCACUCUCUCAGAGUGAUAAGCGGCUGAUGGAAAAGUUAGCUGUUAARUUCAAUGCAACCAUGUCAAGAUACUGGAACCCAAGUGUUACACAUGUGAUUGCUUCUACAGACGAGAAAGGAGCAUGCACAAGAACUUUGAAGGUUCUUAUGGGAAUUCUUCAUGGAAAAUGGAUUGUCAAUGCAGAUUGGAUGAAAGCUAGCCUCGAAGCUUCCCGACCUGUUGAUGAAGAACCAUUUGAGAUUCAUAUUGACACUCAAGGAUGUCAAGACGGACCGAAARCCGCAAGACUCAGAGCAGCAACUAAUAAACCAAAGCUCUUUGAUGGUAUGAAGUUCUACUUCUUUGGAGAUUUCUGUAAAGGAUACAAAGAAGACCUUCAGAAUCUAGUCAAAGUCGYGGGUGGUACGAUCUUGAACACAGAGGAUGAGCUUGAUGCAGAAAGUAGCAACARUGUCAAUGACCAAAGAUCAUCAUCGAUUGUAGUUUACAACAUUGAUCCUCCAAUUGGGUGUGCAUUAGGUGAAGAAGUCGCAAUUAUUUGGGAACUAGCAAAUGAAGCAGAAGCUUUAUCCACGAAAACUGGUUCUCGARUCGUUGGUCACACAUGGCUCUUGGAGUCUAUUGCUGGUUACAAAUUGUAUCCUAUGGUUAGCUAA